AUGGUUAUGCAUUCCACGCGUCAUAAAAAUUUAUCUUUUAUCUAUGCUGAUUUAUUAUACGGUAUCCACAGAACAUACAUUCUUCGCUCAAACAUGUUUCUUACUGUAUCUGAUCCAUCGAGUACAGCUCUUCAUAUUCUUUUACAUGCCAAUAUUGCCUAUACGAUCUUUUGGCUCCUGGCAGAAAUCCUUCUGUUUGUUUUCAAAUAUUACAAUCUAUACAGUGUGCGCCAUGCAUUUGGCUUGGAAUUAUCAUCUGUAUUUAUGUUGUGUCUCAAUGAUUUCAUUCGUCUUUUUUUCGGAAUUAAAGGCAAUUUACUGUUGAAUAUUAAACUUCUCGUUCUUUUUAUUGUUUAUGGAUUAUUUUGUGCAAUUGGUUUUGUUUUCUUCCUUCGCUUUCAAUCCUUUGCUACGCGAACUGAAGUGUUUCUUUCAGGGAUCAGUCUACUGUUAAUUCUAAUCGAAACUUUACUGGCCAUUAUCACACUUGUUCGCAAUAGUCGUGCAAUGCCUGUUCUAACAAAACAACAACAACUCCUACGAUUGAAUCGAGCGCAACAACGAUUUCAACGCUCGAUAAAAUCUGAUUAA
Molecule: messenger RNA, 591 nt
Organism: Adineta ricciae
Lineage: Eukaryota; Metazoa; Rotifera; Eurotatoria; Adinetida; Adinetidae
Source: the annotation of a GenBank genome assembly